Molecule: messenger RNA, 1401 nt
Organism: Acaulospora morrowiae
Lineage: Eukaryota; Fungi; Glomeromycota; Glomeromycetes; Diversisporales; Acaulosporaceae
Source: the annotation of a GenBank genome assembly
UUUGCUGAACGUACAAAAAAAUCCGACCUUAUAAUCGAAACUUACGUGUCUUGUUUCUCAGAUAGCGAAAAGAAUCAAUUUCACAGUGAACUAUUUCUAAUCCCCGAAUUUCAAAAGCCAACAUUCGAUUAUCCGGGGUACAUACAAAGUUUAGAUAUUGUGAAUUAUGAAGAAGCUAUCAAAACUUGGAUUCAUGUGAUAUGGGAGAAUUACUCACCAAAACAUCAAAAGUUUAACGCAUCUUACGUUGGAAUAUGCAAGAAAAUAAUUGGAAAUAUGAUCUUUAACCGUUCCAAAGGAUUGAUAUCUUUGAAAAUGAGUCGAGAUGAACAAGAUAACACCUAUUACCUGGACAUUGUGGCCAAGUCCGGAAUUCACCACCGAUUGUCCAAACUUCAAAAACUUGAAUUGUGUUACAAUGUCACGAGGAACAACAACGCAGAGUUGAUCGUGGAUAGAAUAGUUAAUCUUUUUACGAUUUUAACUCGAAAUGUUCGUAGCCUUCAGCAUAUCACCAUUAUAUUUGGGACGGAAAACCAGAAUCUCCAAUCCAGAUUUGGAAAAUCUUUGGCAGACUUGAUUAAAUCUCAAACAAAUCUGGAAUAUCUCGAGCUAUACAAGUUCUGGGAUUCAUCAACGGCAAGUUCCAUUUAUUCUGCACUUGUCGCCCAAUCACACUCAUUGAAUUAUCUGAAAAUCCUUGGGACGAAAGACUUCGUUCAACUGCUUCCAUUCUUGAGGAAUUGCACCAAUCUGAAAACUUUAUGCAUUACACCAUCAAUACCGUCAACAUGGGAAGAUUCUGGGGCCAAAUACUCUUCAAUAGAACUUGAGCACAUUUAUUUCCAACAGUACGCGGAACCGAAUAUGAUCACCAGUACUCUAAUUCCGAUCUUGAGAAUGUCAGGUCAAAAUCUGAGAACCUUGUCUCUUCAAAUGGUGAAUAUUGAACAUCUUGAUUUUAUUGCACAACAUUGUUCAAAUAUCACCACGCUUUCCUUGAAUAUUGCACACUUCCAACUGUCGCAUUUUGGAGAGAUCAUAUCCAACAUGAGUCUUAGAUCAUUGACUCUGAAGAAGGUUCUUGAAGAUACAACGUUCGAUCUCAGUUCCAUAAUAGAAUUGGCACGAUCAAUCCCUAAUUCUUUAAAGUACUUUGGAAUCGGGUUCAAAAUGUCGCCGGUGACGAUGGAACUUUUCCUCUCGGAAUGUCGAGCAUCUUUGUACGGAUUAGAUUUGUACUACUACUUUAACAUGAUCAAUGAUUCAUACCUUAGAGUUUUUAUUCAAUAUUCCAGAGAUAAUCACUCUUUUCGACAGUUGAGGUUCGAGGACGCGCCUUCAACUCAUUUGUGUGGAAUUUUCGAAAAUCCCUCAAAGUUAUUGCAAUAUACUAAAACC